AUGCAUUUCCCCUCCGCCGCCGCCGCCGCCGUCUCCGCGCUGGCCUCCGUGGCCCACGCCCGCAUCAAUGGCAUCGCCGUGCCCGACACCAUCCGGCCCGGCGACAGCUUCCACGUCGUCAUCCGCAGCUCAAACUACAUCCAGACCGUCUACGACGUCGCAAUUGCCUUUGGCUACGCCCCAGGCCGCGGAUACCCCGACACCCUCGGCGCCGUUGCGGACUCCUUCUAUCUUGGCCCUGGCCAGUCAAAUCAGCUCGGGAACAUCAAGAAAUGGAUCACCAUCCCGCCCUCCGCUCCCAGGGGCCAGGGCGUCGUCACGGCCAGCCUCAUGAGUUUGUACGGAGUCUCCCACUCGCCCGUCCUGAGCAACUACAACGUCACCGUCACCUUUGGCGACCAGACAAGCAACAAUUACGUCUCGAGCCAGCCAUAG
Molecule: messenger RNA, 435 nt
Organism: Hirsutella rhossiliensis
Lineage: Eukaryota; Fungi; Ascomycota; Sordariomycetes; Hypocreales; Ophiocordycipitaceae
Exons: 2
Coding region: 1-435 (144 amino acids)
Source: RefSeq, a predicted model, not a curated record